AUGAAUGCCUCUGGGGGCACGAGCCCUCGGGACUGGGGAUCCCAAUUUCAAUUCUCAGCGGUCGUGAGUAGUACCGGCCUGUCCUUCAAUCGACAGGUCAGUGGAUCGCAAGUUUCCUCGAGCUCAUGCAGUUCCUGCCAGGGCGGGAUCCCCUUUUACCAGCCGAAGGAUAGCACCAAGGACUUGAAAGUUUUCAGCGACGCCAUCACCGGUCACCUCCAGAUUGUGCUAAGUUGCCUUGCUCAGGCAGACCAGGACUUGCUAAGUUGUGCACGGCACACUGAGAAUCAAGUCGUGGAGCUUGUCUGUUCUGCACAGACGGUCGCAUGCAAACUGGCAACUACAGCUGGUAAUGCUUUAGAGAAGCUUCCGACACUGCUGUGGGCGGCACGGGGUCACGGAAGUACGGAGCUGUCCGAUUGCAUAGUUGAGCUUAAUGGCAACCUAGGUACUCUGAGGAAGGAGACACAAGGAAUCCGCUCUGACUAUAUUGAUUUGCUCACGCAGGUACAGUACAUGGGGCACUGCACACAGGUCACAGUGGAUCAGACGGUGAUGAGUGUUCUGCCCGAACCCUCGGAGAAAGAGGACGGGAGCAUGGAGUGCCAAAUUCCACCCAACCUGGCUUUCGAGCCCCAGGACCAGGAAAAGAAGGAGUCACAGAAGUAUCUGGAACUGACACUUUUGCACCUGGAUUACAUGAGCCAGAUUUUGGAGGAAUGCUCUGACUUUUGGCUGAUGCUGCACCAGGCAGAGCUACAGAUCCGGAAGCUGGAAAAGGCAGACGCCACCAACUCGGAGCUGUACCCAGGAGACCGGCAAUUCUGGUCGGAGAUCUGCUCGGAGCUCUUCUACCACCUGAAACAUCAGUCGCCCAGAAACAUCAGCCUCGUUCUCUCCAGCUUGGCACGCAAGCAGCUGCGUGAUGUCGAGUUGUUGGACCACGUGGCAGCGCACCUUGAUGGGCCCUGGCUGACCUGCUUCAACAUCCAGGACCUGACGCUGCUAUGCAACAGCUAUGCCCAGCUGUCACAUGCAGCUCCACAGCUCUUCCGCAACUGCGCCGAGGAGCUGCUUUGGAAGCUACCGGAGGCCAACCCUCAGGAGCUGACUCUGGUGGCCUCCGCGUUCAUGAAGCUCCGCUCUUACGACACCAAGCUGUUCAGGCACAUUGCCGCACUGUCCUUCCUCCAGGCGAAGGACUUCGGCGCAAGGCAUGCAGCCAACUUGCUGCACGCCUUUGCACGCUCCGGCGCGCCGAUGCCACCCAAGCUGUUUCAAAGCCUUUCGGAGACCAUCUGCGAGCCUACGAAUGCUGCCGAGCUCACCAGCGUAGGCACUAUCCAUGCAGCAUUUGCAGCCGGCAGGGCAGCGAAGGACUCGCCCAAAGUGGCGAGGACAUUGUUGCAGGCGGCUGUGCGCCGCUACUUGUCACUUCUGCGCCAGAAUCCGGAUGUUCCUGCGAAUCCACACCAUGUGGCCGUACUCAGCGGAGCACUGGUCGAGGCCGGCCUCCACAGCAAUCAAGUUCUGAAUGCUCUCUGCAAUGCGCUUCUUCCCGAACACGGUGGUGCUUCCACAGAGGCGCGAGUCGAGGCGGCCAUCCGGGCGAGUGUGGCCAGGAGGGAGAACCUUCACCAGCUCGCCGACGCUGCCGUUGGCCUCAUGGCUUGCCUGGAUCGGCCCACCAGCCGAAAGCAACCUGAACGCAGCGAGCAGAGGGAGAUGCUGCAGCGUGCCUGGAGGAUGUCGCUGGACGCGCUGAGCGAUCAGGAGGGCUGCAAGGUCAUGUUCUGUGGCCGCGGCGAGCAGGUCGGAGAGCAGAUUGCCAAGGAGCUUGGUGACACAUGCGGCUUCAUCAAGUGCGAUGUAAAUGUCGAAGCGGAGAUCAAGAAUGUCAUAGAAAAGACCGUAGAGAAGUGGGGCAAGUUGGACAUCCUUUUCAACAAUGCCGGUGGGCCAGUCGGACCCUUUCGAGUUGACCAAAUCAAGAAAGAGCAUUUGGAUGCCAACUUCAGCUUGAACUUUAACUCCAUGGUGAUGGCCACAAAGUUUGCACUGCCACAUCUCGUCAAGCAGCCGACUUCCUCUAUUAUCAACAACAGCUCUAUCGCUGCGAAGAAAGCAGGUUUCGGAGACCCUCUCUACAGUGCCUGCAAAGGUGCCAUGGACUCUUAUAGCCGAGUAGCUGCCAUGCAACUCGCACCUCGGGGCGUGCGUGUCAACUGCGUCUCCCCCGGUGCCACUGCGACGCCAAUCUUCUGGUCUGGCUCUCCAGGCUCAGCGCGAGGUGCGACGCUAACGGCAGAGGAUAAUGCCAAGAAGCAGCAAAAGGUGGAGGCCAACAUCAUUAAUAACUGUGCAUCCCUCCGUGUCGGCCGUGCAGGCACAGGUCUUGACAUUGCCCGGGCCGCGUGCUUUCUGGCAUCCGACGACAGCAUGUGGAUUACCGGGCAAGAUCUGGUUAUCGAUGGCGGCAUGACCACCUUUGAUGCGCCAAACAAAGCCUGGAUGGCAGAUCCGAACCCAGUGGACCCUGUGCCUUUGAGGCACAAACUCUCCAAGCUUUAG
Symbiodinium sp. CCMP2592 is the source of this 2571-nucleotide messenger RNA. NCBI's taxonomy places the organism in Eukaryota, Dinophyceae, Suessiales, Symbiodiniaceae. The record is from the annotation of a GenBank genome assembly.